Messenger RNA from Nannizzia gypsea CBS 118893, 486 nucleotides. RefSeq lists its product as hypothetical. The record is from RefSeq and is a predicted model, not a curated record. Bases 1 to 486 code for a protein of 161 amino acids. Lineage: Eukaryota; Fungi; Ascomycota; Eurotiomycetes; Onygenales; Arthrodermataceae. The transcript has a single exon.
AUGCACUCCAUCUAUUUACCGGCAGCCUGCUUGCUAGCCUUCCUGGCCCAGACAUGCUUCUGCAUCAUGGGCAACUUUACUAUUUUCGAAAACUUCAAUAACCACGUUUUGUCUAUCAGCCCAAUCGACGGACUCCUUGAAAUUAAACCAAAUGCAACCGAUCGGUGGUUCAUUGAAUCAUUUGGUUGGAGUCGAGAAUACGUCGUCAUACGACACCGCGACAGCAAUAGAUUCAUCUCCUUCCCUCGAGUAGCAGAGAAUGCAACAGCAGAGCUUAGCAAAAAUGCUGCGACGGUCCUUGUAAUAUCAGACCCUCACCCAUACGAUGCUCUCCGCUACCGGAUCUCGGCCAACCAAUUAUACUUCACUGUGGAAGCGAAUAGCAACACUGAUCCACGGCGAGUUCUGAGACUGCGGUCAAGGGUGAUGGAUUAUACAUCGCUUUUUGCCUUGCUCCCGGAACCAUUAAGCUUGUUAAGGUCUUAG